Molecule: messenger RNA, 2118 nt
Organism: Hemibagrus wyckioides
Lineage: Eukaryota; Metazoa; Chordata; Actinopteri; Siluriformes; Bagridae
Gene: arsk
Product: arylsulfatase family, member K
Exons: 8
Coding region: 514-1935 (473 amino acids)
Source: RefSeq, a predicted model, not a curated record
UAUGGCAGGCGGAAUCAGGCGCUGGUAGUGUGUUGUUGUUUUUACGCCCGUUUUGGAUCCUCGGGAUCAGGAGCGAUCUCAGUAAUGUUUAAAGACUUUCAGAGGAUUGUGAAAAACUUUGUAGCAAGCAGCAUUUUAAACUGUGUUAGUGAAGAAAAUAUGUAAAUAUAAGCUUAGCAAGUCCAGAGAUUCCUGUUGGAUAAACAGGAUGUAGUGUUAUUAAAUAAUAAACACACCGGCGUUUAGCACUGAGGAACUCUUCAUCACCCGUGUUGCUUGUCGUAACAGCGUUUCUCUUCACGCUUACAACACGAUGAAAACAUUUCUCAUCUUUUUGCUGCAAGUUUUUCCGCUACAAACUCUGUGCUUGUUCCUGAACAGGACAUCAGACCAAAGACCCAAUAUAGUGAUGGUCAUGUCCGACGCGUUUCACUGACUUUGUGUAAUCUCCAGGAUGGAAGACUGACCUUUCACCCUGGGAACAAAGUUGUCCAGCUUCCAUAUAUUAACUACAUGAGGCAGAUGGGUGCCAUCUUCCUUAACUCCUACACAAAUUCGCCCAUUUGUUGUCCAUCAAGGGCAGCUAUGUGGAGUGGGAAAUUUGUCCAUUUAACUCAGGCCUGGAACAAUUACAAAUGCCUUGCUCCCAAUGGCACUACAUGGAUGGAUCAUCUGCGGAAAGCUGGGUAUCACACCCACCGUAUGGGGAAGCUAGACUACACAUCGGGGGGUCAUUCAGUCAGCAAUCGUGUGGAGGCGUGGACCAGAGAAGUGGCAUUUCUUCUGAGCCAGGAAGGUCGUCCAGUGGCAGAAUUAGUAGGGAACAGAUCCACAGUUAAAAUCAUGACCAAAGACUGGAACACCACUGACAGUGCUGUGCAGUGGAUCAGACAGAAAGCCAAAGCUCUGUCACAGCCCUUUGCUUUGUAUCUGGGGCUGAAUCUACCUCAUCCAUACCUCACAGAGGAGCUGGGUCCCACGGCUGGAGGCUCCACAUUCCGCACCUCACCCUACUGGCUCAAAAAGGUUUCCACAGAGCAAGUUUCCCUUCCGAAGUGGUUGCCAUUUUCUAAAAUGCACCCUGUUGAUUAUUAUUCCACCAUCACCAAAAACUGCAGUGGUAACUUUUCUGAACAGGAGAUCAGAGACAUCCGAGCCAGUUAUUACGCCAUGUGUGCCGAAACAGACAGUAUGCUUGGUGAAGUGAUUGCUGUUCUAAGAGACACAGGAUUAUUAAACAACACAGUCCUGCUUUUCACCUCAGAUCAUGGAGAUCUGGCUAUGGAGCACAGGCAGUUCUAUAAGAUGUCCAUGUUUGAAGGCAGCUCCCAUGUUCCCUUACUUAUGAUGGGUCCAGGGAUUAAGUCUGGGACUGAGAUCAGUUUACCCGUCUCUCUUGUAGACCUGUAUCCUUCCAUGUUUGACUUUGCAGGUAUCUCAAUACCACAUGGUUUAAGUGGUCACUCUCUGGUCCCGCUGAUCUCACAGGGUAAUAAGCAGUCCACUGAACCUCACCCUGGCUGGAUUCUCAGUGAAUACCAUGGCUGCAAUGCUAACGCCUCCACUUACAUGCUGAGGAUGGAUAAGUGGAAGUAUAUCACGUAUUCAGAUGGCUUGAGUGUCCCACCACAACUGUUUGAUCUGUCUGUGGAUGAAGCUGAGCUAAAGAACAUGGCGUCCCGUUACCCUGUCGUGUGUCAGCAUCUGGACAAGCUGCUGCGCUCAGUGGUGGAUUACCCCAACGUCACUGAGGCCGUCCGCCAAUACAACAGGCAGCAGUUUCUGCAGUGGAAGCAGAGUCUUGGGAACAAUUACACACAGGUCAUUGCCAACCUGCGCUGGCAUGUGGACUGGCAAAAGAAUGUACAGAGUAAUGAGAAAGCAAUUGAGGACUGGCUUGACAGGUUACACUUCUCCCAGAAUCAAAUACAUUAAUCAAGACUGAAGACUUGCUAUAAAAUGCACUUCUUCAUUUGUAAUUGUGUCUUGCUCGCAUACACUAGUGCUCAUUCUGGUGCUUAUUGUAGUGUUACUUAACAGAAGGAGAUAUUUUAUAUUAUAAAUAAAUCUUUUGUAACUUUAUUGUAAAUAAAAUAAAUUCUUUGAGAUGCUAUACAA